AUAAAUAGUGAGAAAAAAAAUUGAUAAAAAAAACAGUGUAUACAAAAUUUAACCAAGUGUAGAUAAAGUUAAAUGUAUUGUUAAACCAGUGGAACUUUCGUGAACUCCAAGUGAAAUCAUUCCUUAAAACAAAUCAUGCGCCACUGAGAGACGGACUCGCGCGCAAUACCGGAAGCGGCGCGGCUGCGUACACGCAUCAUGUUCGGUGUACUUCCGGUGCGAUGGGUCGCGCGCCUCAAACAUGGAGGUGUCGCCAACCAGUUCGUUAUGGCUACUAUGGUCACAAUCCCAGCUUUAAACUUCGGUAUGUUGAUGGGCUGGCAGUCUCCAAUGACUCCGAUCCUGCAGUCACCAUCAGGACCAGCCCCGGAGCCAAUCAGCGACGAAACCAUAUCGUGGAUGGCAGCUAUUACAUUUAUGCCCCCUAUCUUCUGCGGGUUUAUGGUUGGAGACCUUGCUGACCGAUGGGGCAGGAAGAUCACUACUCUUCUGACUGCGUUAAUGCUUGUGUUAAGUUGGACCAUCACCUUAUUCUCCCUCCGUCCAUGGGCGCUCAUCAGCUCGCGAGCAGUAGCCGGGCUUGCGUGCGCAGGCUGCUACGUCGUCAUACCGUUAUAUUUAAAAGAGAUAGCAUCAGACAACAUCCGAGGUGCUUUAGGCUCCUUAUUCAUCCUAUCACAGAACCUGGGUUACCUCGUGGUCUACGUGGCUGGGGAUCUCCUGUCAUUUGACGCAGUAUUAUGGCUCUGCACUGCCGUACCAGCUAUCUUCCUUGUCGCUUUCAUUGCAAUGCCUGAAACUCCUGUGUUCCUCGUCAAACAAGGGAAGAUUAAGGAAGCUCGUGCAGCACUGGCCUGGCUUCGGAACACUACGACAGACGACAAGGACUUGGAGGAAGCUAUACAGCAGCUGGAGAGGGAGGAGGAGUACGCCAGGAGUAUGAAGAAAGCCACCUGGAAGAGUAUAGUCAAAGACAAGACGACAUUCAAGGCGUUUCGCAUUUCCCUCAACGUGAUGCUGUCCCAGGAAACCUGUGGUUACCUGGUGGUGCUCAUGUAUGCUGGCUCCAUCUUCGAGCAGGCUUCGGAGUCCAUCAGCCUGAAACUGAGCCCCAAUAAGCAAACUAUUGUUGUGGGCGUUAUCCAGUUACUGGGCAGUAUCGUCGCUAGCUGUAUUGUGGAGCAGACUGGGCGAAAGUGGCUUCUAGCAGGCACCUCCUUAGCUACAGGACUAUCAAUGCUGGCAUUGGGAGCCUGGUUCUACAUCACAUCCAUGAACAUCUGGCUGCCUGGCUGGCUACCAGUCCUCGCCAUGUGUCUCUGCAUCUUCGCUGAUGCUGCAGGGUACCAACCAGUGCCUUACGUGAUUACUUCUGAACUGUUCUCUUUCCAGCACCGAGGCAUGGUGACAUCCUUCGUCAGCUCCGUGGAUGCCCUCAGCGACUUUCUCCAAACAAAAGCCUACGACCCGCUCCUCAAACUCCUGGGAAUCCAUUGGGUCUUCAUCAUGUUCUCCAUAGUUUGCUUUCUGGGAACUUUCUAUACGGUCAUGUGGGUUCCAGAAACUAAAGACAAGACUGUAGAAGAAAUAUACGCACUCUUAGAAGACAGCAGAAAGAAAGAGAAGAGGAAAGGGAUGAAAAUAAUAAUGAAAGAGAUGGAAGAUCUGGAGUGUGGGAAAGAGAUGAGUAGAUUAUAAGUAUUUAUUGGGGUGUUGUCGAAUUGAUGGAUCGGUUAUUGGGGUGUUCCAAAACGAUAUUUAAUGGUUUUUUUUUCAUGUGAUAUAUCUGUAUCUAUUAGGUUUUUUGAAGGUUAGAGAAAAAAACCGUAGAUAAAUGAAAGUAAUUUAUUCUUUGUAAUAUCAAUUUGUAUUGGAUCUGGGCAAUAACUAUAAAUGUCUUCGUCAUAUUUCAGUGUAUAAUCUAUUUGGUGAAAAUUUAAUUGUAAUACGUUAUUGCAAAUUGAACGUAUAUAUAUGGUAGAAAUAACGUAAUUGUGUAUGUAUAUUGUAUGUAUAUACGUUUUGUUUGAAGUAGCUAUUGUUUCUUGUUGAAUGGAAUAUUGUAAAAUUGUUACUCAAACAGUUAAGAAUUGUAUAAUACGGUUUUAUGCAUUUUAUUAAUUAGAAAACUAAAAAAAAUGGGACAACCUAAGUACCUAGAUAUCGCUGUACUUAAAUAUUAAAGUGGGCAAAAUUCAUCAAUUCGACAAUCAUCUUUGAAAUAAUGUACAAAAGAUUCAUUUAAUUUUGAACCAAGACACGAUAAAAAAACAGUGAAUUCUUCUGUACAUAACGGUGAUUCUCAAACAACCAAUCUUCCUGUUCAUCGACUUUGUACCCUAUAAUUGUAAAGUGAGGGUGUUUUUUCGAAUGUGCAGGAAGAUAGUGAUAUGUGCCUCCCGACUACCGAUUGUGAUAUUAUGACGAAUUAGUAACGUUUAAUAAUUUGGUAUUAUUAGUAAUAAGAUGUCUCUAUGACGUUAAAAGACAAUAAUUUAUA
This is a messenger RNA of Spodoptera litura, 2500 nucleotides long. RefSeq names its product solute carrier family 2, facilitated glucose transporter member 8. Lineage: Eukaryota; Metazoa; Arthropoda; Insecta; Lepidoptera; Noctuidae. Gene Ontology annotation, biological process: transmembrane transport. Gene Ontology annotation, cellular component: membrane. The record is from RefSeq and is a predicted model, not a curated record. Gene Ontology annotation, molecular function: transmembrane transporter activity.